Molecule: messenger RNA, 7698 nt
Organism: Homo sapiens (human)
Lineage: Eukaryota; Metazoa; Chordata; Mammalia; Primates; Hominidae
Gene: TSPOAP1
Product: TSPO associated protein 1
Exons: 32
Coding region: 876-6449 (1857 amino acids)
Biological process (GO): regulation of presynaptic cytosolic calcium ion concentration
Cellular component (GO): glutamatergic synapse; mitochondrion; cytoplasm
Molecular function (GO): voltage-gated calcium channel activity involved in regulation of presynaptic cytosolic calcium levels
Source: RefSeq, marked validated
AAUUCUGAGGCUCAGCCCUCCUCGGAGCCCACCAUCUCGAGGCUCCUGGACUGUAAGGGACCCCUGCAGUCCCCAGAGCAGAGGCCAGCAGGGGCUGAGACUAUGAGGCAAGCAGCCCAUCGACCCAGGCCUCCUUAGGACCAGCCCAGCCACCCAGCAAGCGAAAGAGCAGCAGCAGAGAGCAGAGCCGGAGAUAAAGGACCACAGCGGACCACUGGGGAUCACCCCCAGCAGCUCCUGAAGCCUCUGGCCGGGCUGAGGGGUUGCGACAGACGGCCAGACCCACAGACACUGACAGACACACAACGACACCGAUGCACACAGCUGCACGACACUGACACACUCAGAUACAACCAGGGACAGCAUCACAUACUGCCACAGCCCUGCAAUACAGACACCCACACACACACACACAAACAACUGGCAACUCUGAAAUGGGCAGACAGUGACACACAGCACCACCCCCCUCAACACACAGAAGUGGGGGCACCCAUCUUCCCAACACAUGAGACAGCAUUGACCUGCACGGACAGACCUGGAGACACACACACGCACCCUCACCCAGGCGCAGCUGUCGGUGGCCUCUGCACAUCCUCCCUACCCCCACAGGGACACCCUCGCUCCUCCACAUACUCGCGCACACACACAGCUACCAGCAAACAUAGCUCACAUACCCCUGGCUCCAGCUCCAGCAGCCCUGGCGCCUUCUGCAGCCUCCUUUGUGGGUGGGGAAGAGCUCAGCCAACCUUGGAUGGAGCGUCGGUGAAGCAAGAGCUCAGAGGGGAGAGGGGCUGGCCUGGCAUGACCCUCGCCAGUCCCCCCACCUGGCUGGGUGAUGUCCCCCGGCCCGGGUUCUGGGGCCCCUUGGCAGUACCAUGGAGCAACUGACAACCCUCCCACGGCCUGGGGACCCUGGAGCCAUGGAGCCAUGGGCACUGCCCACCUGGCAUAGCUGGACUCCAGGUCGAGGGGGUGAACCUAGCAGUGCAGCCCCAAGCAUCGCUGAUACUCCUCCGGCAGCUCUGCAGCUUCAAGAACUGAGGUCUGAGGAGAGUUCCAAGCCCAAAGGAGACGGGAGCUCCAGGCCCGUGGGGGGAACUGACCCUGAAGGAGCAGAGGCUUGUCUGCCCAGCCUGGGCCAGCAAGCAUCCAGCUCUGGACCCGCCUGCCAGAGGCCAGAGGAUGAGGAAGUGGAGGCUUUCCUGAAGGCCAAGCUGAAUAUGAGCUUUGGGGACAGGCCCAAUCUGGAGCUGCUGAGGGCCCUGGGGGAGCUGCGGCAGCGCUGUGCCAUCCUUAAGGAGGAAAACCAGAUGCUGAGGAAGAGCAGCUUCCCUGAGACAGAAGAGAAGGUGCGGAGGCUGAAGAGGAAGAACGCCGAGCUGGCGGUCAUUGCCAAGCGCCUGGAGGAGAGGGCCCGAAAGCUGCAGGAAACGAACCUGAGGGUGGUGAGUGCCCCCUUGCCCCGGCCGGGGACCAGCUUGGAGUUGUGUCGGAAGGCCCUAGCCCGCCAGCGAGCCCGGGACCUCAGUGAGACAGCCAGUGCACUGCUGGCCAAGGACAAGCAGAUUGCUGCCUUGCAGCGGGAGUGCAGGGAGCUGCAGGCCAGGCUCACUCUGGUGGGCAAGGAGGGUCCCCAGUGGCUCCACGUGCGGGACUUCGAUCGGCUGCUGCGCGAGUCCCAGCGGGAGGUGCUGCGGCUGCAGAGGCAGAUCGCGCUGCGCAACCAGCGGGAGACGCUCCCGCUCCCGCCGUCCUGGCCCCCGGGCCCUGCUCUCCAGGCCAGAGCAGGGGCGCCUGCUCCCGGGGCCCCGGGAGAGGCCACGCCCCAGGAGGAUGCGGACAACCUACCCGUGAUUCUAGGGGAGCCAGAGAAAGAGCAGAGGGUGCAGCAGCUGGAAUCGGAGCUCAGCAAGAAGCGGAAGAAAUGCGAGAGCCUGGAGCAGGAAGCCCGGAAAAAGCAGAGGCGAUGUGAGGAGCUGGAACUGCAGCUGAGACAAGCGCAGAAUGAGAAUGCCCGCCUGGUGGAGGAGAACUCCCGGCUCAGUGGGAGAGCCACAGAGAAGGAGCAGGUGGAGUGGGAGAAUGCGGAGCUGAGGGGCCAGCUCCUGGGGGUGACACAGGAGAGGGACUCAGCCCUUCGCAAGAGCCAGGGCCUGCAGAGCAAGCUGGAGAGCCUGGAGCAAGUGCUGAAGCACAUGCGGGAGGUGGCCCAGCGGCGGCAGCAGCUGGAGGUGGAGCAUGAACAGGCUCGGCUCAGCCUACGGGAGAAGCAGGAGGAGGUCCGGAGACUGCAGCAGGCCCAGGCUGAAGCCCAGAGGGAACAUGAAGGAGCCGUGCAGCUGCUGGAGUCUACCUUGGAUUCCAUGCAGGCCCGGGUUCGAGAGCUCGAAGAACAGUGCCGCAGCCAAACCGAGCAGUUCAGCCUCCUGGCACAGGAACUCCAGGCUUUCCGCCUGCACCCGGGCCCCUUGGAUCUGCUCACAUCUGCCCUGGACUGUGGGAGCCUUGGAGACUGCCCACCACCCCCCUGCUGCUGCUCCAUUCCCCAGCCUUGCCGGGGGUCUGGCCCCAAAGACCUUGACCUCCCGCCGGGCUCCCCUGGGCGCUGCACCCCAAAGUCUUCCGAGCCUGCCCCUGCCACUCUCACUGGGGUCCCUCGAAGGACAGCCAAGAAGGCAGAGUCUCUCUCCAACUCCUCCCACUCCGAGUCCAUCCACAACAGCCCCAAGUCAUGCCCUACACCUGAGGUGGACACAGCCAGUGAGGUAGAGGAGCUGGAGGCAGACAGUGUCUCCCUGCUCCCAGCUGCGCCAGAGGGCAGCCGGGGAGGAGCCAGGAUCCAGGUCUUCCUAGCACGUUAUAGCUACAACCCCUUUGAGGGUCCCAAUGAGAAUCCAGAAGCAGAGCUUCCGCUGACAGCUGGCGAGUACAUCUACAUCUAUGGCAACAUGGAUGAGGAUGGCUUUUUUGAAGGAGAGCUCAUGGAUGGCCGAAGGGGCCUGGUCCCUUCCAAUUUUGUAGAGCGUGUGUCGGAUGAUGACCUCCUGACCUCCCUCCCUCCAGAGCUGGCCGAUUUGUCCCACAGCUCAGGCCCUGAACUCAGUUUCCUGAGUGUAGGUGGGGGUGGCAGCAGUAGCGGGGGCCAAAGCAGUGUGGGAAGGAGCCAGCCCAGACCUGAGGAGGAGGAUGCAGGGGACGAGCUCAGUCUGAGCCCAUCACCGGAGGGCCUGGGCGAGCCUCCUGCCGUGCCUUACCCCCGCCGUCUGGUGGUCCUCAAGCAGCUGGCCCACAGCGUGGUGCUGGCCUGGGAGCCGCCUCCUGAGCAAGUGGAGCUACACGGCUUCCAUAUCUGUGUGAAUGGGGAGCUGCGACAGGCCCUGGGGCCUGGGGCGCCACCCAAGGCCGUGCUGGAGAACCUGGACCUGUGGGCCGGGCCCCUUCACAUUUCUGUCCAGGCCCUGACUAGCCGGGGCAGCUCUGACCCACUGCGCUGUUGCUUGGCGGUGGGUGCCCGGGCCGGAGUGGUGCCCAGCCAGCUGCGGGUCCAUCGGUUGACAGCCACAUCUGCUGAGAUCACCUGGGUGCCCGGCAAUAGCAACUUGGCCCAUGCCAUCUACCUCAAUGGGGAAGAGUGCCCACCUGCCAGCCCCAGUACCUACUGGGCCACCUUCUGCCACUUACGGCCUGGCACACCCUAUCAGGCCCAAGUGGAGGCUCAGCUCCCACCCCAAGGGCCCUGGGAACCAGGCUGGGAGAGGCUGGAGCAGCGGGCUGCCACCCUGCAGUUCACCACACUCCCAGCAGGCCCACCUGAUGCCCCUCUGGAUGUGCAGAUCGAGCCUGGGCCCUCCCCUGGGAUCUUGAUCAUCAGUUGGCUCCCAGUCACCAUCGAUGCUGCUGGCACAUCCAACGGUGUCCGGGUCACAGGCUAUGCCAUCUACGCUGAUGGGCAGAAGAUCAUGGAGGUGGCCUCACCCACGGCAGGCAGUGUACUGGUGGAGUUGUCCCAGCUGCAGCUGCUGCAGGUGUGUCGUGAGGUGGUCGUGCGCACCAUGUCGCCCCACGGGGAGUCGGCGGACUCCAUCCCGGCUCCUAUCACUCCCGCCCUGGCUCCGGCCAGCCUGCCAGCCCGAGUCUCCUGCCCCUCACCGCACCCAAGCCCAGAGGCCAGAGCGCCCCUUGCUUCAGCCUCCCCAGGGCCUGGAGACCCCAGCUCUCCUCUCCAGCACCCUGCUCCCCUUGGAACUCAAGAGCCUCCAGGAGCACCCCCUGCAAGCCCUUCCAGAGAGAUGGCAAAAGGGUCCCACGAGGACCCUCCAGCACCUUGCUCCCAGGAGGAGGCUGGGGCAGCAGUGCUGGGCACCUCAGAGGAGAGGACAGCCAGCACAUCUACCCUGGGUGAGAAGGACCCUGGCCCCGCAGCUCCCUCACUGGCCAAGCAGGAGGCCGAGUGGACUGCAGGAGAGGCCUGUCCGGCCUCCAGCUCCACCCAGGGAGCACGGGCCCAGCAGGCGCCAAAUACCGAGAUGUGCCAAGGAGGAGACCCAGGGUCUGGGCUGAGGCCCAGGGCUGAGAAGGAGGACACAGCAGAGCUUGGGGUUCAUCUGGUGAACUCCCUCGUGGACCACGGCCGCAACUCAGACCUGUCAGACAUCCAGGAGGAAGAGGAAGAGGAGGAGGAGGAGGAGGAAGAGGAGCUGGGUUCCAGGACUUGCUCCUUCCAGAAGCAGGUUGCUGGCAACAGCAUCAGGGAGAAUGGGGCCAAGUCCCAGCCCGACCCCUUUUGUGAGACUGACAGCGAUGAGGAGAUCUUGGAGCAGAUCCUGGAGCUGCCCCUCCAGCAGUUCUGUAGCAAGAAGCUCUUUAGCAUCCCGGAGGAGGAGGAAGAGGAAGAGGAGGACGAGGAGGAGGAGAAGUCAGGGGCAGGCUGUUCUUCCCGAGACCCUGGCCCGCCUGAACCUGCAUUGCUGGGGCUGGGCUGUGACAGUGGUCAGCCCCGAAGACCUGGCCAGUGUCCCUUGUCUCCUGAGUCCUCCAGGGCUGGAGACUGCCUGGAAGACAUGCCUGGAUUAGUUGGUGGAAGCAGCCGGAGGAGAGGAGGGGGCUCCCCUGAGAAGCCCCCAAGCCGCAGGCGGCCUCCAGAUCCCCGAGAACACUGCAGCCGACUUCUCAGCAACAAUGGGCCCCAGGCCUCUGGACGACUGGGCCCCACACGGGAGAGGGGUGGCCUCCCCGUAAUUGAGGGCCCCAGGACUGGACUAGAGGCUAGCGGGAGAGGCCGGCUGGGCCCUUCCCGGAGGUGCUCCCGUGGCCGGGCGCUGGAGCCUGGCCUGGCCAGCUGCCUUUCCCCCAAGUGCUUGGAAAUCAGCAUUGAAUAUGAUUCGGAGGAUGAGCAGGAGGCGGGCAGCGGGGGCAUCAGCAUCACCAGCUCCUGCUACCCUGGAGAUGGGGAGGCCUGGGGCACAGCAACUGUAGGAAGGCCCAGGGGGCCUCCGAAGGCCAAUUCAGGCCCCAAGCCCUACCCACGCCUCCCAGCCUGGGAGAAAGGGGAACCAGAGCGGAGAGGCCGCAGUGCGACGGGCAGAGCCAAGGAGCCACUCUCCCGGGCAACAGAGACCGGAGAGGCCAGAGGGCAGGACGGCUCUGGGCGGAGGGGCCCCCAGAAGAGAGGUGUCCGAGUCCUCAGGCCAAGCACUGCAGAGCUAGUCCCUGCGAGGAGCCCCUCAGAAACACUGGCUUACCAGCACCUACCCGUCAGGAUCUUUGUGGCUCUGUUUGACUAUGACCCCGUGUCAAUGUCGCCCAAUCCUGAUGCUGGAGAAGAAGAGCUUCCCUUCCGAGAGGGUCAGAUCCUGAAGGUGUUUGGGGACAAGGAUGCCGAUGGCUUCUACCAGGGCGAAGGUGGGGGCCGGACAGGCUACAUUCCCUGCAACAUGGUGGCUGAGGUGGCUGUGGACAGCCCUGCUGGGAGACAGCAACUGCUCCAGCGGGGUUAUUUGUCCCCAGAUAUUCUCCUUGAGGGCUCAGGGAAUGGUCCGUUUGUGUACUCCACAGCCCACACAACUGGGCCUCCUCCCAAGCCCCGCCGCUCCAAGAAAGCUGAGUCGGAAGGCCCUGCCCAGCCCUGUCCAGGCCCCCCUAAGCUGGUCCCCUCUGCUGACCUGAAAGCUCCCCACUCCAUGGUGGCUGCAUUUGACUACAACCCCCAGGAGAGUUCCCCCAAUAUGGACGUGGAGGCAGAGCUGCCCUUCCGGGCAGGGGAUGUCAUUACUGUGUUUGGGGGCAUGGACGAUGACGGUUUCUACUAUGGGGAAUUAAAUGGACAAAGGGGCCUGGUUCCAUCCAACUUCCUGGAGGGCCCUGGGCCUGAGGCAGGCGGCCUGGACAGGGAACCCAGGACACCCCAGGCUGAGAGUCAGAGAACGAGGAGGAGAAGAGUCCAGUGCUAGAUGGAGAUAGAUAUAUGUAGAGAGAGCAACAUGACUGGGGCUGCACCACACAAGGGUCCCCAGGGCCCCCAGGUGGGCCUUGUACCCCCAGCUCUGGCAGCGCCCCCAGGAUUGAACGUGGGGAGCCCCAGGGCAGAAGCGAGAAGGUGUGGGGUUUCUUCUCCAAGGGGAAGCAGCUCCUCAGGAGGCUGGGCUCUGGGAAGAAGGAGUGAAGCUGUGGCCCAUCCUGCAGGCAGAAGAGGCCCUGAGAGGCCCCCAGAUCACUGUCUCUGCUGAGCAGGGAAGGCUCAGACUGGGCCCAGAGCCCCCGUUCUUCUGCGUUAACACUGUGGCAUUCAGAGGGAAUCAAAGAGCCUUGGUGAAGGUCAGAGCUAAAUGGCUCCUUAAGGAUGAACUCUCUAGAGAAGCACCUUCCUCCUACAGGAGGGGAAACUGAGCCCACAGUGAGUAUGUAACUUGACCAAGGUCACUGAGCCAGGACUGGACCCAGGACCCUCGCGUCCUGGUCCACCCACCUCGUCUACUAGUGUCCCACAGUGCUGCGCUAGUCCCUUCUGCCACCCUUCCCAGUCCCAGGACGGGCCCUGGAGGGAGAAAGGAGCCUGUGCCCCCUGAUGGCUCUGGCUGUCCUGAUCCUGUCUUCCCUCCCCUGAAGGAAAGUUUGCACUGGAUUUUAUUGGAGCCCCAUCUCCCCAGCGGGCAGGCGGGCGGAGCCUGUAUAUAUGUAUAUACUCAGUGCCUCAGUUCAGCUUCCUCCACCUCGCUUCCACUGCACAGGCCCAGGAAGGAGAAAGGCCAAGCCAAAGUGGGCCCCACCCUGCCCCCGUCGUGCUCCAUCCUUCCCUGCCGGGGCCUGCUGGCCCCUGUAAGGUCCCGCCCCCAAAGACCCUGGGGCCAGCGGGGCCGAAAGCGGAGUUGGGUUUGCCUUAUUUUGCUCAUUGGAUUCAAGUUCUUUUGCAUAGUUUUCUUCUAACCCCUGUUGGAGUCCAGGGGCUGGAGAAAAGGACAGAUUUAUGCAGCUAUUUUCAUACAUUCCCUGUUCAGAGUGGGGUAGGGGUUCUCCGCCGUUACCCGAUCCACUCCAUCCCCCACCCUCUGAGGGGUGAGUGUGUCUUUGCAUGUUUCCUUUGCUGUGGUGGGAGAUAGUUUGACUGAACCCCCACCUUGACCUUGGUCUCCAGGGGUGUGGAAUGGUGGGGGAAUUUGUUUAAAAAGACAUUUUAUUAUAAUAAAGUCUAUUUUCACAAAA